AUGUAUUUUAUUGGCUAUCCUAUCGCCGUGAAUCCUGCGGUGUUCGCCUCCAUGUUCGAGCAGACAGCCGCGGAGGCGGUUGAUCUGUACCCAACAGAAACAGCGCCGGGUAGGAGGAGAGGAAGACAAACAUACAGCCGAUUCCAGACUCUCGAGCUGGAAAAGGAGUUCCUCUUUAACCCCUAUCUCACCAGGAAGAGGAGGAUCGAGGUGUCCCACGCACUAGGACUCACCGAGAGGCAGGUAAAGAUCUGGUUUCAGAACAGGAGGAUGAAAUGGAAAAAAGAGAACAACAAGGACAAAUUCCCCGCUUCCAGACAGGAGGGAAAGGAAGGGGAGGCCAAAAAGGAAGCACAUGAUCUGGAAGAAGACGGAGUAGAAGGCCAGAUGAAUUAA
Messenger RNA from Opisthocomus hoazin, 396 nucleotides. The record is from RefSeq and is a predicted model, not a curated record. Lineage: Eukaryota; Metazoa; Chordata; Aves; Opisthocomiformes; Opisthocomidae.